AUGGAAUACAAGCGCAUUACCAGCUUCAUAACAAGAGUUCGCUCUCUCGAGACCACAGAAAAACAGCCUGAGCCCCUCAUACAAGUCAGAAAGUAUCCGGCAUUCAAGGAAAAAUACUGGGAGCCAUGCCUCAUGUUAUAUCGAGCUCGCAUCCCCUACAAGGUCUGGAGUCACCGCGAUGUUCUUAUUGCGCAUGGCUCUGCUCGGAAUGAGGGGCCCCGAGAACUACAUCUCCUGGUCAACGACGUCGAAAAGGCAGCUCAGGCUCUACAGGAAGGGGGAUACAUUCGCACAGCCCUGUGCUUCCUCCAGGGUGACCUGGGGAUACCUGCAAGCGAGCUUUCAAAGGCGUGUCGGCUGGUUAGUCCUACCGCGCUUGAAGAAGGAAUCGCACGGCGUCAAAGACAGACUGCCCGCGAUCCCGCGGAGAUCCUUGCGGACAUCCGCAAAGGGCACGAAUGGCAUUGUGUCCAGGGGGUGGCAUUGCUCGCGGCUGAGAGCUGGGCCUACGAGCCGAUUAAACCAGGGGACGAGGAGCCCAUCCCCGACCUGCACGAGUACUUCAACUCUCAUGUUUCCCUGUGGCUUGCCGGCAGUUCCGAGAAGCGUGUGCAGGACAUGUAUGUCCAAGGUGUUCUUGUGAUGAUUGUCACUGAGCUUGAUGAGGCCUGGAGUGUGGGAUUUGAGGAGGGAGUUAGGGUGGUAUACCGGCCUCUACUCUUUGAUCUGAUGCGGCAGACCCACGAGGAACUGGCCUAUCAUAGUCGAGCGUGGGGGCUGUGGUUGUUGAUGUUCUUUUGUGAGGGGUUUCGUGACUAUCAUCGAAGUCGGGUCCAGAAGGAGAUGAAUCUACAUGAUCUACCGUGUCCGGUGUGGUCGCAUGGGUUUGUCCGCGAGCGGCCCAGAUUGACGAUUGAACGGACAGUCGAGAGAAGCAGAGGUUGCCCCGGCGCUGUAACAGGGUACAGGGCCAUUCUUCCGAGAUUUACUUGGCUUGUCAAGUUUCCAGCUGGGGAAGGAUGGAUCCAGAUCUCGCUGAAUGUUUUCCGAGUGCUUCAGAACAGACACAGCAAGCGAGCCUCAGUAAGGAACUGA
This is a messenger RNA of Aspergillus fischeri NRRL 181, 1095 nucleotides long. RefSeq lists its product as uncharacterized. The coding region runs from base 1 to 1095 and encodes 364 amino acids. The transcript has a single exon. Lineage: Eukaryota; Fungi; Ascomycota; Eurotiomycetes; Eurotiales; Aspergillaceae. The record is from RefSeq and is a predicted model, not a curated record.